Messenger RNA from Caenorhabditis elegans, 2503 nucleotides. It is a transcript of the gene nrde-4, whose product is annotated as ANK_REP_REGION domain-containing protein. The record is from RefSeq and is marked reviewed. Bases 50 to 2407 code for a protein of 785 amino acids. The transcript is spliced from 12 exons. NCBI's taxonomy places the organism in Eukaryota, Metazoa, Nematoda, Chromadorea, Rhabditida, Rhabditidae.
AAAAUCAAUACAUGGGACAAUUUGAACACGGGCGCUACAAGCCAACAAAAUGAACACUCGCCAACGCGUUCAAUCACAACAAAAUGAACGGAAUGAUGAAGCCGUGUUGCUCAACAGUUUGCGAAAUGUCACACUUCGAAAUGUCGAAAAAUUUGCAAGUGUAAAAUUACCAAAAGAACAGAAUAAAAGAAAUCAAAGUGAAAACGCUAAAUUAAGGAAGAAGCAAGCCGAUAAAGAUAGUAGAGAAAGACGGGAAAUUGAAUCAUUACGCGAACGCGAAAGACACGUUGAAAUGUGCGGAUCUUCUGGACCAGAGAAGUAUAUCGUUCCUAUCAGCCAUUUCGACUUAUCGCGACCUACUGACAGACCAAUGGAAACUGUAAUUGAGGAAAGUGUUUUAUCGAGAAGGCGAGCAGAAGAAGCAAGAAAUGAACAGAAACACAAUGAACCACUAAUCGACUCCAACAGAAAACCGAUCAAACUGAAUAUUCAAGCGUUCAAGCAUGGACUACAUAAAAGCGCCAGGCAGUCUAACGCUGAUGAGAAGCUGCUCCUUGAUAAUGAACAUUGGAUGAAUCUAGAUAAUAUCAAUUCGGAUGAUCAUAAAUGCCCCGAUGGAUAUUUUGAGCCUGAUACUGGACAAGUUCUGACAAUGAAUGUUUAUCGAUGUCCAUUCGUUCAAGCAGUAAUUUAUUCCAACUCUGAUCGAUUUUUCGAUUUGGUUAUAAAAAAUAUGAACACAAUUGGUAGAUUCUGCAAUCAAUCGUGCUUUUGUAAGCAGGGUAGAAAAAAUAAUUUGCCCCACGAUAAAAGUAAUUUACUUCACUUUGCAGCAGCGUAUUCCACCAGAGAGUUUCUUGAACGUGUGACACUCGAAAAAUUUUAUCGUCGCGAAAUUGAGAGACGCUUACGAAAGCAACCGAAAGUGGAUCAGACUACAGUAAAUUUCUGGAUAUCUCAUUACAGAGACACAAUCGAUCAAUAUCAAAAAGAUCCACAUGGAAAUGAACGAUUAAUUCCAUCUGAAGUUGCUGCCGAAGAGGGUCGACUUGAUAUUGUCGAAGUGUUUUUGGAGACUUCCCUAUCUAAGUCUCUCGCCAAUUUGAAGGCUUCCGCAACAUCUAAAUAUUGCAGCUUUUUGCAAUAUCGUCAUUGGUGUUAUGGAAGUCUCCUCAGCAGACUUGUCGAAAAUGGAAUACUUCAUGAAUUGAGUGAAAAGCAUCUUUUGCGGGUAUUCGCGUACAUAACAACCGACAAUUUUCUGCACGCUGCUGACACUGCAUUGGCAAAAGGAUAUGGUGAAGCAUUGGACAUUCUGGAAAGACUAGGAGUCGGUUUCAAAAGUGUGUAUGCUAGUAAACAAUACACACAGUAUUCUGACCCUAAUACUCGGAAUAAUGACAUACCAGGAAUUAUUUCUUCCGAUGGCAAUGAAUUGUUCAAACGUUGCGAUUCUUCACAACCUGCACAUAUAUUGGCACAAUAUGGUCAUUUUAAGCUUUUCGAUAAACUAACCGUGGAGGAAAAGAACGAUACUGACUUUCACAGAGUAUCUGCUCUAAUUGAAUUGCUGGAGUUUUCCGAUGAUGAAGUGAGAUCUCAACUGCGAUUUUUCCGGAACAUCCGAAGAGAUAACAUAUUUUUGUUCAUUUCGCAAGUGAUUAUUAGAAACAGAAUAGGUUUGCUUGAAGAUGCACUUCAACUCGCAUUCACAAAUUCAAACAACUUCACGCCAAUAAAUACCAGAAAACUAAUUUACAAAGAUUACGGCACACCUGAGCACAUUGCACUGCCAAUGGAAACUGCUCUACAACGGACUGGGAACAUGGAUACUGUAGAGCAAAUUGCAAAGUAUUAUACAAAAACGGAUCGGCACGCGAGAAAAAUGAUCGAAGAGGACGCUCUGCGUUGCAUUCGUUCAAUUCAAAAUCGAGCAAGAGUCUGCACAGAGCAUCUACGACUUUCCAUUAUUUUCAUGAUGAUAAAAUUUGUCGAUCCAUUUUCGCCCAAGUUCAGGAAUAUUUUGCGGAUGUAUCUCGAUCAGGCAAUGAAUGACAACGUUUCUCAAUAUGUUUUGAAGUCAUUUUCAAUGAUUCGAAGUAAGAGAUUCCUAUCAAAACAAUCGUUUGUUACGUGGUCUACAGCUGUUAAUGAAGCGUUUCAAAUUGUGUCCCAGUGGAAUGGUUCUUUAGAAGAAGCCGAUUUUGUUCCGAAAUUCCUAUCUGAAACUAAAAAGUGUGGCGCUCAGAUGUUUUUUCCAAAACAAGAGUUUCGUUCAUUGUUGUUGACUGAAGAAAAACGGACCGAGAAGAAGAAAUAUCAAGCAGAAAGACGCCCAAGAACAGAAGAUGAUGUUAUGUCGAAGUUGGCAAAGGCGAUUGAGGAUUUCGAAAAUUUGAAUCUAUAAUAAUUACGGUAUAUGGUUUUCGCGGGUUUGUGUUCUUUCCACUUUCACUUUUACUUGUGGCUGUUUUUAUUAUUUUCAAUAAAAAUUAUUUUUAUC